AUGAUGACAGUUGCUCUGCGAUGCACUUGGAGCACUUGGAGUGCAGUCAUCAACCUCACAUCCAGGGCCGGGGAGCUCAGCCUCUCCAGCGCGAUCGCCGCGGCACGCGCCGAGCUCACACGGGCGGCCAAGCCGCUUCCGCAGCGCGCGAUCCCCGCGUACGCCGCCUACGUCAAAGAGAUGAUGAGCAAGCGGCCGCUGGGCGUCUCGACGCCAGAAUACUUCAAGACGCUCGGUAGCCAGUGGUCGGGCAUGGGUGACGCCGAGAAGGCAAAGUAUGCCGCGGCGCGACCAAAGGCGCCGCCGGCCGGCAAAGGCGCAGGCGCGAUCAAGCUGACGGCGGCGAGCACCGACAGCCUCGCCAAGGCGCUCAGCAAAGCGGUCAUCGGCGGGCUGCUGGCGGACGUGAAGGCCGCCGCCGACGCCCCGAGCGGCGCAGCGCGCUCGCUGCUGCUCGAGGGCGGCCGGCUCAAAGUAGAUAGCGUCGAUGCAAAGGGCCGCAUCGCUCUCACCCUGCUGCCCAGCAAGGCCAAGGAGUGA
Messenger RNA from Emiliania huxleyi CCMP1516, 540 nucleotides. RefSeq lists its product as hypothetical. The transcript is spliced from 2 exons. The record is from RefSeq and is a predicted model, not a curated record. Bases 1 to 540 code for a protein of 179 amino acids. Lineage: Eukaryota; Haptophyta; Isochrysidales; Noelaerhabdaceae.